AUGAGAACGGCCGCCCUCACUCUCGCACUGCCGGCUCUCGCCAGCGCCGCCAAGUGCAAGCCCUACGUCGACUCCGAGUCUCUCCAGGAGCUGAUCACCAUCGAGGACCUCCUCGCCGGAUCCCAGAAGCUCCAGGACAUCGCCGAUGCCCACGAGGGCAACCGCGCCUUUGGCGGUGGUGGCCACAAUGCCACCGUCGACUGGCUCGUCGAGGAGCUCGAGAAGCUCGACUACUUCGACGUCUACAAGCAGCCCUUCACUGAGGCUUUCGCCGGGUCGAAGGCAACUCUGACCGUGGCGGGCGCCGCCGUCGAUGCGCGACCUAUGACCUUCACGCCUGCUGGAGACGUCACCGGCGCCGCUCUGGUCAACGUUCCGAACCUGGGCUGCGAGGAGGCCGACUACCCCGCCGAGGUCUCUGGUGCCGUCGCCCUCAUCUCGAGAGGAACCUGCAACUUUGCCGUCAAGGCCACCUUGGCCAAGACCGCUGGUGCUGUGGCCGCCAUCGUCUACAACAACGCCGAGGGCGCUCUGUCGGGAACUUUGGGCGAGCAGUCGGAUGCUUACGCGCCGGCCGUUGGCAUCACCCAGGCCGAGGGCCUCGCUUUCGUUGAGAAGCUCGCGGCUGGCGAAGAGAUCACUCUUGACCUCAACGUCAUUUCCAUUAUUGAGGACCGUGUCAACUACAACGUCAUUGCUGAGACGCGUGGCGGAGAUCACGACAACGUCCUCAUGAUCGGCGGCCACUCUGACUCCGUCUUUGCUGGACCUGGUAUCAAUGACGACGGCUCCGGCACCGUUGGUGUCCUUACCGUUGCCAAGGCCCUGACCAACUUCGAGGUCAAGAACGCUGUCCGCCUCGGUUUCUGGGGCGCCGAAGAGUACGGCAAGCUCGGCUCCUACUUCUACGUCAAGCAGCUCAACGGCUCUGAGGAGGAGGUUUCCAAGAUCCGCGCCUACCUCAACUUCGACAUGAUUGCCUCCCCGAACCCGAAGCUCGCCAUCUACGACGGAGACGGAAGCGCCUUUAACUUCUCCGGCCCCGCUGGUUCUGAUGUCAUUGAGAAGGACUACGAGGAGUUCUUCGAGAGCAAGGGCCUGGGACACGUCCCCACUGAGUUCAACGGUCGCUCUGAUUAUGCCGCGUUCAUCGAGAACGGUAUCCCCAGUGGUGGUCUGUUCACUGGCGCUGAGGGGCUUAAGACUGAGGAGGAGGCCAAGCUCUUCGGUGGAGAAGUUGGUGUCGCCUACGAUGUCAACUACCACCUGAUUGGCGAUGACAUUACGAAUCUGGACAACGAUGCCUACCUUGUCAACACUCAGGCCAUUGCACACAGCGUUGCCAAGUACGCGAUGAGCUGGGAGACCAUUCCCCCCGUCAGCCAAAAGAAGCGCAGAUACGCCGCCGACGUUGCUCGCCACCUCAAGCGCGCUGCGGAGUUGACCGGCCACUCUCACGACGGGCCUUGCGGUGGUGGCUCACACUUCUAA
Molecule: messenger RNA, 1491 nt
Organism: Colletotrichum chrysophilum
Lineage: Eukaryota; Fungi; Ascomycota; Sordariomycetes; Glomerellales; Glomerellaceae
Exons: 3
Coding region: 1-1491 (496 amino acids)
Biological process (GO): proteolysis
Molecular function (GO): metalloexopeptidase activity; aminopeptidase activity
Source: RefSeq, a predicted model, not a curated record